This is a messenger RNA of Diceros bicornis minor, 7055 nucleotides long. It is a transcript of the gene EFCAB8, whose product is annotated as EF-hand calcium binding domain 8. Bases 602 to 4576 code for a protein of 1324 amino acids. The transcript is spliced from 26 exons. Gene Ontology annotation, molecular function: calcium ion binding; protein binding. NCBI's taxonomy places the organism in Eukaryota, Metazoa, Chordata, Mammalia, Perissodactyla, Rhinocerotidae. The record is from RefSeq and is a predicted model, not a curated record.
UUCCUGCCUUCCCAGAGUGCCCUCUCCAUUCUCGCCUGGCGGGACCUGCUUCUGAGGUAGACUGACACUCCAACAAUCCUAACAAAACACCAUCUUCCAACCCAGUGGAGGUGCCACUGACCCUGUGGAAAAGUGCCCUUUAUAUUCUCAGAGCAGAGCUCCAAGGAAUGGCCCUCUCCCACACACUCACCUGAUCCUAUGCUACUGUGAGGAGAGUUCUGUCUCCAGGGGCACUGGAGGGCUGGUGGGGGGUGGUAUGUAGUGGAAAGUCGGGGCCCCAUCCUGCCCCACAUCUGGAGCAUGUGUUUGGCCCUUUGCACAUGUGCCUGCCCCUGGACCUUAAUUUUCUUUAUCCGUGAAUUGUAGUUGGACCACCACAUGGUCUCCUAAGCCCCUUCUAAUAGCGUGAAAAGGGUGACCUCCUUUAGGAAGUCUCUGACAUUAGGCCAGGAGUAUAGUAACUUGGGAAGCCCCAGGGCUUCAGGAGGACAACUUUCCGUCAGGGGAAAGAAGGCUCACAGGUGUAAGCUUGGGAAAAACUCCCUGCUGGAGAAGGCCCUAUGGGGAAAGGGAUUCUCAUCAAACACAUGCUGGGGUGUCCAUGGGCAGCCAGCCCCCAACCCUGACUUUUCCACUCUCCUGUGACCCGGCUAGGGCAGCCCCUCACAUGUUCCUUGCAAAGACUGGAGUUAAAGCGACUGUGGUUCCCUAUUCUAGGUCAACACCAGUGUCUUCCAAGGACUUAAGAGAGAGCCCUCAACCUCAAAAGGUGUCCACCCCAGGUAGAUUCCAGAAGAGCAAGGGGGGUCCUGGCUCCCUGACACCAUCGGUCACCCUUAGCCAGACGCCCGACUUCCAGCAGGAGUCUCAGCUAGUUACCAAGCUGCACCUGGCCGAGAUAGAGAAAAUGUUUGAGGAGGACAUUGACUCAACUGGAGCCCUGGACAAGAAGACUUUCAUUAAGGCCAUGAAGAAGAUUCUGGGCACUGUGUCAGAUGAGAUGCUAGAGGCGCUGUUUCUGAAGGUGGACACGGAAUGUAACGGCUUCGUCACCUGGCCGAAGUAUGUGGAUUACCUGAUGCGUGAGUUCCAGGGAAAGGAGAUGAUGAAGAGCCAGUACCGCCUGCGCUUCUACCUUCCCAUGAGGAUCAUCCCCCUGAGUCACGGGUGUGAGAUUGUGAAAGUAGAGUUUUUAAUCCAGCGGUUCAAGAAGAUCGGGCAUUUCCUGACUGUCACCAAGGACGGGGUCCUGCAGUCCUGGUCUGAGUCCUUCGCGCCGAUCAGUUCCUUUAAGCUUUACCAGUGUCAGCAGCUCCACAACCAGCAGAUGUGGGUCACCGACAUGGUGUGUCUCCACAACAUGAACCUGGUGGCGAUUGCAUCUACUGACCAGAAGAUAGAGUUCUUUGACAUUAGUAACCAUAAAUGUGUCCGGGCCUUCACCUUCAUUGAUCUGGACAGCUGUGUCCUGGUCAUGGACUACUGGUCUGACUAUCACAGAGGUGUGUUCUGCUACGGGGAUAUCAAAGGCAACGUCAUCGUCUUCACCUCCGACAAUGUGACCAACGGGCUGUUCAACCCUCAGAUCCUCCCCAGGGCCUCCAAAUGGGAUCACUGGAUCAGCGUUUCCAUGCAGACGCUCUUAAACGAGAAGUCCCCUUUGUACAGAAGUUACCGACUGAAGGUUCUCCAUCCCAACUGGUGUCAACAGGUCAAGUUCAUCCCCCAGCUGAACCUGGUGGCCUCCUGCUCCGCCAUUGAGAAGUCCUCUCUGGUGCUGACAGUAUUGCCAUCCAAAGCCCAUGAGAACCCCAAGUUUUCAGUGCUGAACUUAAGAAGAGGGAUUCUUUGCUUUGAUUACUGUCCAGACAAGAACUUGCUGGUGACCGGUGGCUAUGACCCCCUCAUCCGCCUGUGGAACCCCUUCUUUUCGAAAAAGCCUGUGUGGCUGAUGAAGGGGCAUCAGACCUCGGUGACACACAUCCUUGUGAACAGUCAGAAUAGCAGCAUCCUCCUCAGCAUCUCCAAGGACAAGAAUAUCCGCGUGUGGGACAUGCAGGACUACAUAUGCCUCCAGUCCUUCUGCGGGAAGCUGUUUGCCCUGGGAAACUGCCCUAUCACCAGCGCCUACUUCCAUGAGAGUGACAACACCCUCAUCUGCAGCACCUAUUCAAUUGGGAUCCUAAAAGGGUACUUGGAGACCCAGGGGCCUGGGAAGGCAGGGGAGAAGACCACGACCUGCAGCACCCCGCUCUGCGCCAUCCUCUACAGCAAGCUCUUGAAGCAGGUGGUGAGCGGCUGCCUGAGCGGCGUGGUAAGCGUGUGGGAGAUGGAGACGGGCAGGAGGCUGAUGGAGUUCUCCGUGAUUGGGGACCAGUACGUGGAGCUGACCGCCAUGUCACUGGAUGAGUCGGAGCGGUGCCUGCUCACAGGUUUGCGGGACGGAACUGUGAAGAUGUGGAACUACAGCACCGGCGAGUGCCUGCUGACCUUCCCCUACCCAGACCCACUGGAGAUUAGCGGGAUUAUCCAUAUGAACAAAGUGUUCUAUGUGACCGGGUGGAGUAAGAGAAUCACUUAUUUCACGUUCCACAAGACCAAGCCGGUGCUCCUGUGCUACCACUGGCAGACUUUCCACACGGAGGAUGUCCUGAGCAUGGCCAAGUACCAGAACCAGUUCCUUGGGACCUGCUCCUACAGCGGGGACAUCCUCUUCUGGAAUGUCAACAUGUUCAAGCCCAUCCUUAAUUUCAACGCCUCUGAGAGCCCCUUGCCCUUGACGCCCAGGAGGGUGCAAGAAGCGGACGACUGCCUGGCCAAGAGCCACAGGCCUAGCAAACCCUGCGUGGAGCAGAAAUGGGCCCACAAGAGCCCCGUGCAGCCCCCGGGCCCCAGCGCCAGGACCAUGGCCAACGCCAACCUGAGGCGGACCCUGAUGUCAGCGCCCCCGGUGAUGAGACGCCCCAGAGACAAGGAGCCAGACCGGCCUGCGCCCCAGCAGAAGCCUGUCAGCGCCGACAGCCCCAGGCUGUCAAGAAAGUCCCGGGGCAGACUGUCAGCUCUCAGAGAGGCUGAAAAGAGACGAGGGGAAUUCCCGAAGAAGAUGUUGCUGCAAUCCAACGCAUCAGUGGAGAAGAUCAUCUUCCUGCAGACCAGACCUCGCCUGCCAAACACGGCCGCCCUGCUGAGCAGCUGCGUGGACGGCUACAUCUAUGCCUGGUCCAUCCAUGGGAAUGGAGGCCUGCUGGGGAAGUUCCCUGUGGACUUGGAAGACAACGGGGAUGUGAUUGUGGGCGCCAUGACCACUGACGAAAAUGACAGGAUCCUUGUCACAGGGGAUUGUAAAGGGCACAUCAAGAUCUGGGACAUCAAGGAUUACUGCACAUCCACUGACAAGCGGUCGUGCCAACAAAGUGGAACAAAAAAGUUCCGGUUCUUAAUUCCUAAAUGGUGCCAGACCAGCCUCCCAUACCACAUCCCCUUGAAGGAAAAGGAGGUUGUGGCUGGCCAGACCAUUUCCCUGGUCCCCCCCAAGCUUCUGAUUACCUGGAAGGGCCAUUUGGAUAGUGUGGCAGACAUCCUGUACGUGGACAGCUUCCAGCUGGUUCUCAGUGCUGGCCAGGACCGGGACGUCAAGGCUUGGAGACUCACCGGUGAUGCCAUUGGGACGUUCGGCCUGAGUGUUUGGAAAAGGCUGCCGGAUGCCCAGAUGGUUGGCGAUCAUGAACUAACAGAAACCUUAAAAGAGGAAGCUGACUCCAUCGAUGCCACCCAGAAGACCUUCUAUUCAGAGCUGCGGGAGGAGCGGGAUCUUGCAGAGGCCCUGGUGCACCAGCGGCGGGAGCAGGUGGCACUCAUGGCGCUCCUGAACAGAAAGGCGGACGCGGAGGCCGAGGCCUGGGCCAGGCUGCAGAAGAUAAGCCUGACAUCCCCGUGGGCUGGAGAGCGCUCCCCGGAAGACAUCGAGAACAGCUGGCGCGAGUGGGAGUCCAAGGGCAAGCAGGCGAGCAGAGUCGUGGGAGCUGCGUACAAGCCCAGGGAGCGGUCGUGGAGCCCCGAGCUCCUGUCCACCAAAGUACCCUACAGCUGGAUGAAGCACCAGAUCUCAGCUCAGGUCUACCAAAGCCUGCACUUCAAAGAACUGGCGCCCACCCAGCAGACUGACUUCAUGAUGUGCAAGGCCCUAGACCAGCAGGGCCAGCUCAUCUCCAUGGCGACCCACGACAUCCAGAAGGACCUGGAUCCCGACAGGCAGACCACGCCCAACACUACAGCCAGCAUGCCCGCUGCCGUCCCCUCCCCGCUCUCUUCACUUGCCUCGUCAGCCUCAGGCUCCGGCCUCCUGGAGUCCAGCUUGCUCCCCUGCCCUUGGUUCCAGUCCUCCCUUUCCUUGCUGCGGCCCCGGUCGGCCUCCGUGGCCCAGUCCUCCCCGACAGGCCUGUGCCACGUGUCCAGGUAUGCCCCACAGAGGUUGGUGACCGCCAUGCAUCUUGCCCCCUCCCUCAAGCAGCGCUCGAGGCAGCUGAAGGGCCCCCUUCUGUCCUCCGGGCAGAAGGGCUCCCACGUCAGGUUCUGAGGUGGCCCACACUUCUCUCCAGGCCUCCAGCAGGGGGACCAGGCCCGUGGGGGUCCUGUCUGUCCCUGGUUUACCCUCUGCCCGGCCAAGAGGAUAUGGACCUUCCCCUGGCUGUCCCCACUCUGCCUGCCUCCUAAAGUUGACCUUCUUCCCCAGAGUCUUGGAGAAGAAAAUAAAUGUUCUCAGCUGUUGGAGUCCCACAGCCGUGGGGUUGGGCUGUGUGUCCCUCGCCCCCUUCUGCACCAGGCUGUGUCUCCAAGAUUAGGUCACGUUCCCCUGACAAGGCCCUGGGCGGAUGAGGGAGGAGACUCCCCCAGGACACCUGGUGCAGCUGUCUGGCUGGCGACAGGCCUGGGCCCGGGGCAGGGGCUUUGCGGGUCCUGUGGUGACAUGGUGGGUGGGUCACGCCCCUGGGGCGAGCUGUCUGGUUCUGAAACUUGGUUCGGCCUCGCCGUGAGAGUGAGGCCCAGCAGCCGUCCUGAGGUUGUGGCGGCUGUCUGUCUCCUGCUCCUGCUGUGUGUCUGUCCUCCUUCCCAUCAGGCACUCCACCACAGGAAACCCUGCGUUUACAAACUGUUCCAUCGCUCAUGCAGGGGAGGCCCAGAAGUGUGGUGGGCAGCACCCCAGCCUGGCUUUGUCACUGUCUAGCUUUGGAGCCCCCAAUCGUCUCUGGGCUCAUUGUCCCCCCCGGCCCUGAGGUGACCGUCCAGGCCUCUGCUGGGCCCCAGCCCUCUUGGUAGCUCCCCAGCCCAUCCUGGGGCACGUGAGGAAACCGGACACACGGCCUGCCGCCAGUGGAGAGCCCGAGGGCCACUGCUGCUGCGCCACAGUGGCCACGGUGUCACGCUAGGUGGGGCUUGCCGGAGCGGCAAGAAGGUGGGCUGCAGGCCCCGUGUUCUCAGGGGGUCUCUGCAACACUCUAUGUUCCCAAAGAUCCUCCUGCCCAGCCCAAGGCUCAGCCCUGAGGGGGGAAUGUGCGGUUCUCACUCUCUCCGCUCCCAUUUCCCUCUCACACUCCCCAGGGUGCAAGCACAGGGCUCCCUCUCCUUUCUGGCAGGGAGUCCCCUCUGUCACUGGGGCCACCCUAUUCUCUCUGCUAUGGGAAACUAUGACCUGAGCCCUCCAGGGCUUGGUUCUUAGGUUAAGGGGUCAGGGGGCACCCAGGAGCCGUAUUACUGAGGCCCAAAUACCUUUGCAUGUGUACCCCAAUAUGAUCCCUGUAUCUGUUUCCCAGGGCUUCCCUAACAAAGAACCAUAAACCGGUGGCUUAAAACAACAGAAAUGUCUUGUCUCCUGGUGCUGGAGGCCAGAAAUCCAGACAUGGGCAGGGCUGCACCCCCUCGGAAACCGGUCGGGGAGACUCUUCCUUGUGUCCGCGGUGUCUGGUGGAGGCCGGCAGUCCUGGCGUCCCGGCUUGCAGCGGCGGGCUCUGAUCCCUGGCCUCCCCUCGCGUGCUCGUGUCUUCACGUGGUGGUCUCCUCCUUGUGUGGAUCUCUUUUCUUAUAAGGACACCAGUCAUGGGAUUAGGGGCCCACCCUACUCCAGCAUGACCUCAUCUUAACCAGUUACAUCUGCAGCUGCUCUAUUUCCAAAUCAGGUCACAAUCUGAGGUAUGGGGGUCAGGACUUCAACAUGUUUUUUGGAGGAUACAGUUCACGCCAUGCCAAUCCUUAGUUCAUAGAUCCCCUCAAAUGACCCGGAAGCCACACGAGCCUUAGGAACCUACAGUGCAGAAGUGAGGGCUGAAGACGGAUCUUCUGAGCGCAGGGGCUGUGGCUGGGCGGGCUGGCCAGAUGUGGGUCCUCAGCCUGACCCCUCUGGUGGCAGGCCUGGCCCUCUGCCCCCCUCUUGCUUGGUUCUUCUCAGGGGCUACUUGGUACCUUGUUGCAUUUGAGCCUCGCGGCAACCAGAGAGGCAGACUGGGAAGAAUCCUGCAGCCCCCAGCAGAGAGCCCUCUGCGGUGUGUGAGAGCUCUGGCCUGGCUGCCCCCGGGACAGGCUCCCCUCAGAUGAGGUGACAGAUUCCCUCAGGGGCUCUGUCUGUAGGCCAGGGCGGCCCUUUCCCUGGCAGAGCCAUCGAAAUCCGGUCCUGAACAACGGUCCCUGCCCUGGCAGGGGAGGAGAUCACAGAGCAUGACCCCACAGUCCACUCCUCAGCCCACUUUCAGUUGCACCACGUGGGGCAGGUGCUCCGUGCUCACCGUGUUUGUGCUUUGCUUCUCGGCCUGCAGUGGGCAUCUGUGGGGCCUCCCACCUUUGAGAGUCUCAGGAGAUAAGCACUAGGAGGGUCCCCAGGGCUCGGCUGCUCUAACAGGGAAGUGUGAGUUUUCACAUCUAGAAACUGGUAGCUCUGGGACUUGAACCCAGGUUUUUCUCAGCCAAAGCCCUCUGGUCCUCCACUGCAUCCUGCUCUGGGCAGCGUCUCGAGGGGAGGACUCAGGAAGCGGGGAGGUGUGUGGAUAGGGUGGUGGUGAGAGCAG